AUGUCGACUGCUCUAUCCCCGUUACAAACCUUUCUGGCGUACGUGCAAGAAGCCACAGGUCUUGCUCCGUCAACAACAGUUUCGUUAUUAGUCCUCAUCGCGUCGAUCGUCUACGUCAUCUUUUCGUACGUUCAGCACCGCGCGGCGCCUGUUCCGCCGCCAGUCCCGGGCCCACCUGAGCCGAUUAAAAUAGGGGAAAUCACCCUCGAGGAGCUAAGCCAGUAUAGCGGCAGCGACCCAGAGAAACCAAUUCUUCUGGCCAUCCGAGGGAGAAUCUACGAUGUGACUCGCGGAAAGCACUUCUACGGCCCUGGAGGCCCCUAUGCAGUGUUCGCAGGGAAGGAGGCGAGCCGGGCGUUCGCCAAGAUGUCAACCGAUCCCAAGGACGCCGUGGGGGACCUGACAGGACUGUCCUAUUCUGAGAUGGAGACCCUGAGGGACUGGGAGUCGUCGCUGCAGUUUAAGUAUGAUGUGGUAGGGACAGUGAAGGGCGAUGAAGGUGAUGUUGGGGGAGAAGGCGAAGCGGGAGGUGCACAGGCCGCCGAGGAAGCAGGGGGGGCACAAGGAGAGGGAGGAGGGUCAGAAGCUGAUGCCGGUGCAGUAGCAGCAGAAGGGGAGGGAGGGGAGGGAGCGGGGCAAUGA
This is a messenger RNA of Closterium sp. Yama58-4, 642 nucleotides long. The record is from the annotation of a GenBank genome assembly. Lineage: Eukaryota; Viridiplantae; Streptophyta; Zygnematophyceae; Desmidiales; Closteriaceae.